Molecule: messenger RNA, 1542 nt
Organism: Manihot esculenta (cassava)
Lineage: Eukaryota; Viridiplantae; Streptophyta; Magnoliopsida; Malpighiales; Euphorbiaceae
Product: protein WALLS ARE THIN 1
Exons: 6
Coding region: 76-1233 (385 amino acids)
Cellular component (GO): plasma membrane
Molecular function (GO): transmembrane transporter activity
Source: RefSeq, a predicted model, not a curated record
AGUCUUCCCUAGCUCUCCACAGCUUCAAUUCCCUCCUUCACUUCUUUAAUUUUUACUGUAAAGGAGAUAUUCCUCAUGGCUGACACAGGAGGUUCCGUCUCAUCAAGAAGAAUGUGGUGUUCAUUUCCUGAGAGGCUUCAGCUGCACUUGGCCAUGUUGGCCUUGCAGUUUGGCUAUGCUGGAUUCCAUGUCGUUUCUAGGGCUGCCCUUAAUAUGGGAGUCAGCAAGCUUGUCUUCCCAGUUUAUAGGAACAUCAUCGCUUUGCUUCUGUUACUUCCAUUUGCAUAUUUUCUUGAAAAGAAGGAAAGGCCGGCGAUUACUCUCAACUUCCUUCUUCAGUUCUUUGUCCUGGCGCUAAUAGGUAUAACAGCAAAUCAAGGAUUCUACUUGUUGGGGUUGGACAACACCUCACCCACCUUCGCAUCAGCUAUUCAAAACUCCGUUCCAGCCAUUACCUUUCUCAUGGCAGCUCUGCUCCGGAUAGAGAAAGUGAGGCUAGACAGAAAAGAUGGAAUUGCAAAAGUAAUAGGAACCAUCUGCUGUGUAGCGGGGGCCACUGUUAUCACUUUAUACAAGGGUCCAGUCAUAUACAGCCCAGCCCCACGGCUAAACAAACCCAGUUCGUCGAUGUUCGUAUCUCUUGGAGAUGCGAGUGGGAAGAACUGGACCCUGGGUUGUAUCUAUCUCAUCGGCCAUUGCUUGUCCUGGUCUGCUUGGCUAGUGUUGCAGGCUCCGGUUCUCAAAAAAUACCCAGCAAGGCUAUCUGUCACCUCCUACACUUGCUUUUUUGGGCUCAUACAGUUCUUGAUCAUUGCUGCCAUCUUUGAGAGGGACCCACAGGCUUGGAUUUUUCACUCUGGGGGAGAACUCUUCACCAUCCUCUAUGCAGGAGUGGUGGCUUCGGGGAUUGCCUUCGCUGUACAGAUAUGGUGCAUCGACAGAGGUGGCCCUGUCUUCGUCGCUGUUUAUCAACCUGUUCAAACUCUUGUUGUCGCUAUUAUGGCUUCCAUUGCUUUAGCCGAAGAGUUCUAUCUCGGAGGGAUCAUUGGAGCAGUGCUGAUCAUAAUAGGACUAUACCUCGUUCUCUGGGGCAAAAGUGAAGAAAAGAAGUUUGCAGCAAAAGAAAGUCCAGCAAUCCAAUCUACUCCGGAGCACGCAAACCUCAGAUCACAAGCCCACAUCAAGACUUCACUCUCUCAGCCAUUGCUCGCUCCGUCAUCGGAAAAUGUUUGACCAGCAAAAUCCUAACCUUUAACAGCAAAGUUGGCUGGAAACCAAAAGCUUGUGUGUGUAUGAAGAAGUUGGUUCUAUUUCUUUCUUUUUUUUAUGGGAUUAUUGUUAUUAUUAUUAUUUUCUUGUUAGUAGUUAGUAGGAGGUCAAGGAAGGGGAGAUUUUGAGAGGGGGAUGAAGAAAAUGAUUAUGAUUUGUCACUUUUGUGUUGUGGCCCUGUGAGGCCUGAAGCCUCUUCCUUGGCCCUUGUGCUUUUUUAUAUGUUAAACUAUGGUUUGUUUUUACGAAAAGGAAAAGAUAGCUAUGCUCAAA